AUGUACAGCAGCAGCAGCGGUGAUCGAUACAACGACUCUUCCUCACGUCGGGACCACGGCGGAGGUGGCUACAGCGACGGCUAUGGCGGGUCUCGUGGCGGUGGCGGCUACAGUGGAGGUGGCGGUGGCGGCUACAGCGGCGGUGGCGGUGGUUAUGGCGGCGGUGGCGGAGGCGGCUACCGAGGCGGCAGUAGCGGCGGCUUUGGAGGUGGCGGCGGUGGCGGUGGCGACCUUGGCUCGAACCUGGACACGCACAUCCAGUGGGACAUGUCGAAGCUGCCGGUGUUCGAGAAGAACUUUUACUAUGAGCAUCCGGACGUGACGAAGCGCUCGGAGGAUCAGUACGACAGCUGGAAACGCGAGCACCAGAUCAUUGUGACGGGCAAAGGCGUGCCCAAGUGUGUGCUGUCGUUUGAAGAGGCGUCGUUCCCUGAGUAUGUGCUGGAAGAGGUGGUGCGACUCGGGUUUGACAAACCGACGGCGAUUCAGUGUCAGGGCUGGCCCAUGGCACUCUCUGGACGCGACAUGGUGGGCAUUUCGGCCACGGGGUCGGGCAAGACGCUGGCCUUCUUGCUGCCAGCAAUCGUGCACAUUAACGCACAGCCUUACUUGCAACCUGGUGACGGUCCGAUCGUGCUGAUCAUCGCCCCAACGCGUGAGCUGGCGGUACAGAUUCAAGCAGAAUGUAACAAAUUCGGUGCGAGCUCCAAGAUUAAAAACACGUGCGUGUAUGGAGGCGUUCCUAAGGGUGGACAGAUUGCUGACCUUCGCCGUGGCGUCGAGAUUUGUAUUUGCACACCCGGUCGGAUGAUUGAUAUGCUGAGCAUGGGCAAGACAAACCUGCGCCGCGUGACUUACUUGGUGCUCGAUGAAGCUGAUCGAAUGCUUGACAUGGGUUUCGAGCCGCAGUUGCGAAAGAUUGUGAGCCAAAUCCGUCCUGAUCGUCAGACGCUGAUGUGGUCGGCGACAUGGCCGAAGGAGAUUGUGUCAUUAGCGAACGACUUUUUGACGGACUUCAUUCAGGUGACAGUUGGAUCGCUGGAACUGACUGCGAACAAGAAGAUUAAGCAGAUUGUGGAAGUGAUGGACGACCACCAAAAGUACUCUGUGCUGCAGGAUCACUUGCGCGAUAUUUACGAGGGUGGUCGUAUCAUCAUUUUCUGCGAGACGAAGCGCGGGGCAGACGAGUUGAGCCGUAAUCUGCGUGACACUCGGUAUAUCUGCAAGGCAAUCCACGGUAACAAAUCUCAGGAAGAGCGAGACUAUGUGUUGCGUGAGUUCAAGGAAGGCAAGACGCAGAUUCUGGUCGCUACGGAUGUGGCAUCGCGUGGUCUGGACAUCAAGGACAUUCGCUACGUGGUCAACUUUGACAUGCCGAAAAAUAUCGAGGACUACAUCCACCGUAUUGGUCGUACUGCACGCGCUGGCAACAAGGGCACGUCCAUUUCUUUCUUCACGGCUAGCAAUAACAGCCGACUGGCCGCACCGCUGGUCAAGAUUAUGGAGGAGGCCGGGCAGGAAGUACCCCGUGAGCUGCGCGAUCUUGUGGGCCGUGGUGGCUAUGGUGGUGGUGGAGGCCGUGGUCGCGGUGGCUAUGGUGGUGGGGGUGGCCGCGGUCGCUGGUGA
Molecule: messenger RNA, 1626 nt
Organism: Peronospora matthiolae
Lineage: Eukaryota; Oomycota; Peronosporomycetes; Peronosporales; Peronosporaceae
Source: the annotation of a GenBank genome assembly